Molecule: messenger RNA, 4744 nt
Organism: Carassius auratus (goldfish)
Lineage: Eukaryota; Metazoa; Chordata; Actinopteri; Cypriniformes; Cyprinidae
Product: proteoglycan 4-like
Exons: 7
Coding region: 49-4656 (1535 amino acids)
Source: RefSeq, a predicted model, not a curated record
ACAUGUAUACUUAGUUUGACUGCCAGGAGGUUAAGUGAGUGGGAAAGAAUGGAUGUGAUUAAAUUUACUCUUUUGGUGUUUCUUUAUCAGCAGUUGCUAUGUCAAGGAAACGUAUGGAGUGUUCCGGCACCUCAGCUGGACUAUCCCGCAGUUAACACUACCACCAAGGCGGCGCCUCAGGCGGACGAUCCCUCCGCUAACGCCACCACCACCAAGGCGGCGCCUCAGGCAGACGAUCCCGCAGCUAAUGCCACCACCACCAAGGCGGCGCCUCAGGCAGACGAUCCCGCAGCAAAUGCCACCACCACCAAGGCGGCGCCUCAGGCGGACGAUCCCGCAGCUAAUGCCACCACCACCAAGGCAGUGCCUCAGGCAGACGAUCCCGCAGCUAAUGCCGCCACCACCAAGGCGGCAUCUCAGGCGGACGAUCCCGCAGCUAACGCCACUACCACCAAGGCGGCAUCUCAGGCGGACGAUCCCGCAGCUAACGCCACUACCACCAAGGCGGCGCCUCAGGCAGACGAUACCGCAGCUAACGCCACUACCACCAAGGCGGCAUCUCAGGCGGACGAUCCCGCAGCUAACGCCACUACCACCAAGGCGGCGCCUCAGGCAGACGAUCCCACAGCUAAUGCCACUACCACCAAGGCGGCAUCUCAGGCGGACGAUCCCGCAGCUAACGCCACUACCACCAAGGCGGCGCCUCAGGCAGACGAUCCCGCAGCUAAUGCCACCACCAAGGCGGCGCCUCAGGCAGACGAUCCCGCAGCUAAUGCCACCACCACCAAGGCGGCGCCUCAGGCAGACGAUCCCGCAGCAAAUGCCACCACCACCAAGGCGGCGCCUCAGGCGGACGAUCCCGCAGCUAAUGCCACCACCACCAAGGCGGCACCUCAGGCAGACGAUCCCGCCGCUAAUGCCACCACCACCAAGGCAGUGCCUCAGGCAGACGAUCCCGCAGCUAAUGCCGCCACCACCAAGGCGGCAUCUCAGGCGGACGAUCCCGCAGCUAACGCCACUACCACCAAGGCGGCAUCUCAGGCGGACGAUCCCGCAGCUAACGCCACUACCACCAAGGCGGCGCCUCAGGCAGACGAUACCGCAGCUAACGCCACUACCACCAAGGCGGCAUCUCAGGCGGACGAUCCCGCAGCUAACGCCACUACCACCAAGGCGGCGCCUCAGGCAGACGAUCCCGCAGCUAAUGCCACUACCACCAAGGCGGCAUCUCAGGCGGACGAUCCCGCAGCUAACGCCACUACCACCGAGGCGGCGCCUCAGGCAGACGAUCCCGCAGCUAAUGCCACCACCAAGGCGGCGCCUCAGGCGGACGAUCCCACAGCUAAUGCCACCACCAAGGCGGCGCCUCAGGCGGACGAUCCCGCAGCUAAUGCCACCACCAAGGCGGCGCCUGAGGCGGACGAUCCCGCAGCUAAUGCCACCACCAAGGCGGCGCCUCAGGCGGACGAUCCCGCAGCUAAUGCCACCACCAAGGCGGCGCCUCAGGCGGACGAUCCCGCAGCUAAUGCCACCACCAAGGCGGCGCCUCAGGCGGACGAUCCCGCAGCUAAUGCCACUACCACCAAGGCGGCGCCCCAGGCGGACGAUCCCGCAGCUAACGCCACUACCACCAAGGCGGCAUCUCAGGCGGACAAUCCCGCAGCUAAUGCCACCACCACCAAGGCGGCGCCUCAGGCGGACGAUCCCUCCGCUAACGCCACCACCACCACCAAGGCGGCGCCUCAGGCGGACGAUCCCUCCGCUAACGCCACCACCACCAAGGCGGCGCCUCAGGCAGACGAUCCCGCAGCUAAUGCCACCACCAAGGCGGCGCCUCAGGCAGACGAUCCCGCAGCCAAUGCCACCACCACCAAGGCUGCGCCUCAGGCGGACGAUCCCUCCGCUAAUGCCACCACCACCAAGGCGGCGCCUCAGGCAGACGAUACCGCAGUUAACGCCACCACCACCACCAAGGCGGCGCCUCAGGCGGACGAUCCCUCCGCUAACGCCACCAAGGCAGCGCCUCAGGCGGACGAUCCCUCCGCUAACACCACCACCACCACCAAGGCGGCGCCUCAGGCGGACGAUCCCGCAGCUAAUGCCACCACCAAGGCAGUGCCUCAGGCGGACGAUCCCGCAGCUAAUGCCACCACCACCAAGGCUGCGCCUCAGGCGGACGAUCCCUCCGCUAAUGCCACCACCACCAAGGCGGCGCCUCAGGCGGACGAUCCCGCAGCUAAUGCCACCACCACCAAGGCGGCGCCUCAGGCGGACGAUCCCGCAGCUAAUGCCACCACCAAGGUGGCGCCUCAGGCAGACGAUCCUGCAGCUAAUGCCACCACCAAGGCAGUGCCUCAGGCGGACGAUCCCGCAGCUAAUGCCACCACCACCAAGGCUGCGCCUCAGGCGGACGAUCCCUCCGCUAAUGCCACCACCAAGGCGGCGCCUCAGGCGGACGAUGCCGCAGUUAACGCCACCACCACCACCAAGGCGGCGGCGCCUCAGGCGGACGAUCCCUCCGCUAACGCCACCACCACCACCACCAAGGCGGCGCCUCAGGCGGACGAUCCCUCCGCUAAUGCCACCACCACCAAGGCGGCGCCUCAGGCAGACGAUACCGCAGUUAACGCCACCACCACCACCAAGGCGGCGCCUCAGGCGGACGAUCCCUCCGCUAACGCCACCAAGGCAGCGCCUCAGGCGGACGAUCCCUCCGCUAACACCACCACCACCAAGGCGGCGCCUCAGGCGGACGAUCCCUCCGCUAACGCCACCACCACCAAGGCGGCGCCUCAGGCAGACGAUCCCGCAGCUAAUGCCACCACCAAGGCAGUGCCUCAGGCGGACGAUCCUGCAGCUAAUGCCACCACCACCAAGGCGGCGCCUCAGGCAGACGAUCCCGCAGCUAAUGCCACCACCACCAAGGCGGCGCCUCAGGCGGACGAUCCCGCAGCUAAUGCCACCACCAAGGUGGCGCCUCAGGCAGACGAUCCCGCAGCUAACGCCACUACCACCAAGGCGGCGCCUCAGGCAGACGAUCCCGCAGCUAAUGCCACUACCACCAAGGCGGCAUCUCAGGCGGACGAUCCCGCAGCUAACGCCACUACCACCGAGGCGGCGCCUCAGGCAGACGAUCCCGCAGCUAAUGCCACCACCAAGGCGGCGCCUCAGGCGGACGAUCCCACAGCUAAUGCCACCACCAAGGCGGCGCCUCAGGCGGACGAUCCCGCAGCUAAUGCCACCACCAAGGCGGCGCCUGAGGCGGACGAUCCCGCAGCUAAUGCCACCACCAAGGCGGCGCCUCAGGCGGACGAUCCCGCAGCUAAUGCCACCACCAAGGCGGCGCCUCAGGCGGACGAUCCCGCAGCUAAUGCCACCACCAAGGCGGCGCCUCAGGCGGACGAUCCCGCAGCUAAUGCCACUACCACCAAGGCGGCGCCCCAGGCGGACGAUCCCGCAGCUAACGCCACUACCACCAAGGCGGCAUCUCAGGCGGACAAUCCCGCAGCUAAUGCCACCACCAAGGCGGCGCCUCAGGCGGACGAUCCCGCAGCUAAUGCCACCACCACCAAGGCGGCGCCUCAGGCGGACGAUCCCUCCGCUAGCACCACUACCACCAAGACGGUGCCUCAGGCGGACGAUCCCUCCGCUAACACCACUACCACCAAGGCGGCGCCUCAGGCGGACGAUCCCGCAGCUAAUGCCACCACCACCAAGGCGGCGCCUCAGGCAGACGAUACCGCAGUUAACGCCACCACCACCAAGGCGGCGCCUCAGGCAGACGAUCCCGCAGCUAAUGCCACCACCACCAAGGCGGCGCCUCAGGCGGACGAUCCCGCAGCUAAUGCCACCACCAAGGCAGUGCCUCAGGCGGACGAUCCCGCAGCUAAUGCCACCACCACCAAGGCUGCGCCUCAGGCGGACGAUCCCUCCGCUAAUGCCACCACCACCAAGGCGGCGCCUCAGGCAGACGAUCCCGCAGCUAAUGCCACCACCACCAAGGCGGCACCUCAGGCGGACGAUCCCGCAGCUAAUGCCACCACCAAGGUGGCGCCUCAGGCAGACGAUCCUGCAGCUAAUGCCACCACCAAGGCAGUGCCUCAGGCGGACGAUCCCGCAGCUAAUGCCACCAACACCAAGGCUGCGCCUCAGGCGGACGAUCCCUCCGCUAAUGCCACCACCAAGGCGGCGCCUCAGGCGGACGAUGCCGCAGUUAACGCCACCACCACCACCAAGGCGGCGGCGCCUCAGGCGGACGAUCCCUCCGCUAACGCCACCACCACCACCAAGGCGGCGCCUCAGGCGGACGAUCCCUCCGCUAACGCCACCACCACCAAGGCGGCGCCUCAGGCAGACGAUCCCGCAGCCAAUGCCACCACCACCAAGGCGGCGCCUCAGGCGGACGAUCCCUCCGCUAACACCACCACCACCAAGGCGGCGCCUCAGGCGGACGAUCCCUCCGCUAACGCCACCACCACCAAGGCGGCGCCUCAGGCAGACGAUCCCGCAGCUAAUGCCACCACCAAGGCAGUGCCUCAGGCGGACGAUCCCGCAGCUAAUGCCACCACCAAGGCGGCGCCUCAGGCAGAUGAUCCCGCAGCUAACACCACCACUAAGGCAGUUAACACCACGAGCCGGCUUCAAACGUUAUCUUGAGUACUGUUGAAUUGGUUCCAGGGGCUGUCUAGUUGCACUUUGUCACAUGUUUUACUAACCAAAUAAAGCUUUUAAGUGUCCCUUCAAA